Xylona heveae TC161 is the source of this 1851-nucleotide messenger RNA. RefSeq lists its product as hypothetical. The coding region runs from base 1 to 1851 and encodes 616 amino acids. The transcript is spliced from 3 exons. Lineage: Eukaryota; Fungi; Ascomycota; Xylonomycetes; Xylonales; Xylonaceae. The record is from RefSeq and is a predicted model, not a curated record.
AUGUCUUUUGUCGUGCAGAAACUAGUUCGCGGCGUUGCCGGCGGCAUUGGUCUAGCUUCUGAGAGCAUCAGUGCUUACAAAGAGAACAAAAACUCGAAGAAGGCACAAGGUGACACGAGAGAGGAGCCCAGCGAAACUGGAAUUGAAUAUCCCGAAGACAAGAAGGAGGGUUUUAAUCCAGAAGACGAUGAUCCCGUAGAGGAGGUGGACGACGAGCAGCAAUGGGCACUUGAUGAAGCUCAAGACGAACUCACUGCUGACCGUUCACCGCCUCCCCUUUCAAAAGCCACUACGGAAGAACCUUCUGCUCCCGACCUUGCAGAGGCAUUGGUUCGACAGUACCCCAUGCACGAGCUCAAAGAACUGGAAGUCCCUCCACCUUCGUACGCGGAGGCCUCAGAGACCGGCGCGUCGCCAUCAAAGCCAGUCUCUAGUCGCCCGAUGCUCCCUUACCCUGUCGUGGUUCCUCAACGCAGACCGAAAGCUCGUGCUCGCGGUUUCAUUCGUGCCUACCCACCAAUUCUUGAAGAAUUCGACAUCGACCAGAAGGCGUUUCUUCAAUUCAUUGACGGUGCGAAUAAACUCGCCCUGCAAUCGCAGUGGAUGCAAGCGAUCAAUUUGGCGUCUCUUGCCACAAUUCCUCUUCCAUUCGGUAUUGGCGUCGCCAUCUCAAUUGCCGUUCAAAUGGCCACAGAUGUUGCUACUGAAAUGCAUGGACGAUCAAGGACAAACUCCUACAUUGCAAAACUCAACAAAGAAUUCUUCGGUCCUCGUGGUCUCUUCUGUCUCGUCAUGACCUACAAGCCCAAUUCUGCCGACCCGUUCGCCCUCCUCCGCACGGGCUCUGGCGGUGGCUCGAGCAGCAAUUUCGACCUCAACUCGACCAUCUCCAACACCCUUGCUGGGUCUCAGGAAACCGCAAACUUUAUGAAGAAGCUCAAAACCAAUCUGAGUGCCUCGCAGGGAAAAACCUAUGGCGGCCAGCUGGAAAUGCUGUUCCCCGAGACUGCGCCGCUCAUUUAUCCCGAGCUCGAUAAACUGGUGCAAAAGGACGACGCAGAAACUCUACGCAAGAGGGAUAAAUUACUCAAGGGCAAAGAAUUCACCGCAAAAUAUGUUGAUAAACGCGCCACCGCAAGAUUCAUUGCCCAAAACCCCGAGAGCGCCCUUGCCCAGAACACGCCCACGCCACAAUUUAAAUCCCGCUUCUCGGACCCCAACCACCCCGUCAACAGCGGCUCGCUCGUCUCCCUCCUCACAGGCGGCUACGUCAACCCGCCCUCUCUCCAACAACGCCGCCAGGCACGCAUGGAGUCGGCUUAUUACGGCCGUGGAGGCGGCCUCGGCGGCCGCCGCGGGCCCGGAUUAAUCGGCUCCGUCAUCUCCGCUAUCGGCGACGCCAGCGCCAACCGUUCUUCUGCCGGUGGGCCCUCCUCCUCUGGCCCCGCAGCGGGUACACCCGCCGCCCGGGCCUCUUCUUCUUCACGCUCGCCCGGUCCCUCUUCCCGCAAUUAUCCUCAAUCACAAUCUCAAUCCCAAUCCUACGACCCUGAUCAACCAUAUGAUCGCUACGGAUACGGUUUCGGAUAUAGCUACGCCACCGGCAACAACCCCGACAGCAGCAGGCGCGCUCGCCGCCAAGCCCUUCGCGAUAUGCGUCGCUACCGCGGCGGUCCCGCGUUGGACCAGGACCCCGCGUAUGGCGGCCAGUAUGGCUCCGGUGGCAUCCUGGGAUUCAGUCCCAUUGGCGGCGUCAAGAAGCUUUUGGGCCAGGAUGUGCUCUAUCUCAUGGUUGUCAAUAUGCCGACUGAUGAGGAAAUGGCCGAGGCUAGUCGUGUCAUGCGGUCGUGA